Molecule: messenger RNA, 3319 nt
Organism: Mustela erminea (ermine)
Lineage: Eukaryota; Metazoa; Chordata; Mammalia; Carnivora; Mustelidae
Gene: ACVR1B
Product: activin A receptor type 1B
Exons: 10
Coding region: 313-1674 (453 amino acids)
Biological process (GO): cellular response to growth factor stimulus; activin receptor signaling pathway; protein phosphorylation
Cellular component (GO): activin receptor complex; plasma membrane
Molecular function (GO): ATP binding; activin receptor activity, type I; activin binding
Source: RefSeq, a predicted model, not a curated record
GGUUACUAUGGCGGAGUCGGCCAGAGCCUCCUCCUUCUUCCCCCUUGUCGUCCUCCUGCUUGCCGGCAGCUGCGGGUCCGGGCCCCGGGGGAUCCAGGAUGGAUCUGGGAGAGACGAUCAGGAUUGUAUUCGCUCCCGAUGUACAAAGCCUGGGCUUUGACUUCUCAGCAGCCCCUAACCUUCCAGCUAUGGGAGAUCAAGUGUGUGUUCUGUGGCUCUCCUCUCCACUAAAAAUAAUGAUUCUCAGCUCUGCAGUGUGCAUGUACCAGCUGCCUCCAGGCCAACUACACGUGUGAGACAGAUGGGGCCUGCAUGGUUUCCAUUUUCAACCUGGAUGGCAUGGAGCACCACGUGCGUACCUGCAUCCCCAAAGUGGAGCUGGUCCCUGCCGGGAAGCCCUUCUACUGCCUGAGCUCUGAGGACCUCCGCAACACCCACUGCUGCUAUACUGACUUCUGCAACAAGAUUGACCUGCGGGUGCCCAGUGGUCACCUCAAGGAGUCUGAGCACCCUUCCAUGUGGGGCCCUGUGGAGCUGGUGGGCAUUAUUGCUGGCCCAGUGUUCCUCCUGUUUCUCAUCAUCAUCAUUGUUUUCCUUGUCAUUAACUAUCAUCAGCGUGUCUAUCACAACCGCCAGAGACUGGACAUGGAAGAUCCCUCAUGCGAGAUGUGUCUCUCCAAAGACAAGACGCUCCAGGAUCUUGUCUACGAUCUCUCCACAUCAGGGUCUGGCUCAGGGUUGCCCCUUUUUGUCCAGCGCACAGUGGCCCGAACCAUCGUUUUGCAGGAGAUUAUUGGCAAGGGCCGGUUUGGGGAAGUGUGGCGUGGCCGCUGGAGGGGUGGUGAUGUGGCUGUGAAGAUUUUCUCUUCUCGUGAAGAACGGUCUUGGUUCCGGGAAGCAGAGAUAUACCAAACGGUCAUGCUGCGCCACGAAAACAUCCUUGGAUUUAUUGCUGCUGACAAUAAAGAUAAUGGCACCUGGACACAGCUGUGGCUCGUCUCAGACUACCAUGAGCAUGGCUCCCUGUUUGAUUAUCUUAACCGAUACACAGUGACCAUUGAGGGGAUGAUUAAGCUGGCCUUGUCUGCAGCUAGCGGGCUAGCACACCUGCACAUGGAGAUUGUGGGCACCCAAGGGAAGCCUGGAAUUGCUCACCGAGACUUAAAAUCAAAGAACAUCCUGGUGAAGAAAAAUGGCAUGUGUGCCAUCGCAGACCUGGGCCUGGCUGUCCGCCAUGAUGCAGUCACGGACACCAUCGACAUCGCCCCGAAUCAGAGGGUGGGGACCAAACGAUACAUGGCCCCCGAAGUGCUCGAUGAAACCAUUAACAUGAAGCACUUCGACUCCUUCAAAUGUGCUGAUAUUUAUGCCCUCGGGCUUGUGUAUUGGGAGAUUGCUCGGAGAUGCAAUUCUGGAGGAGUCCAUGAAGAAUAUCAGCUGCCGUAUUAUGACUUAGUGCCCUCUGACCCUUCCAUUGAGGAAAUGCGAAAGGUCGUAUGUGACCAGAAGCUCCGUCCCAACAUCCCCAACUGGUGGCAGAGUUAUGAGGCUCUACGGGUGAUGGGGAAGAUGAUGCGGGAGUGCUGGUAUGCCAAUGGCGCGGCCCGCCUGACCGCUCUGCGCAUUAAGAAGACCCUCUCACAGCUCAGCGUGCAGGAAGAUGUGAAGAUCUAAGCCUCUCCCUCCCCUGCACGCAGCCCUGGGCAGCGGGAACUACAUGCAGAGCUGCCACGUUGAGCGUACAAUGGAGGCCUACCUCUCGUUUCUGCCCAGCCCUCUGCGGCCAGGAGUCCUGGCCCGAAAGAGGGACCGAGCCCGGGAGACUCCCUCACUCCCAUGUUGGGUUUGAGACACAGACACCUUUUAUAUUUACCUCCUAACGGCAUGGAGACUCUGAGAGCGAAGGGUGUGGAGAACUUGAUGCCACAACUUGAGCUGGCUGUGGUGGGAAGUCCGCAACCCUGGUGCGCUGGCGGGCGGCCUGGACCGCCUGGACGAAGCCGAGUGUCGCCAGGGCACCAGUGCCGUGCAGCACUGAGGGUUUUCCUCCAGGGACCAACCCCAGCACUCUGAGGUGGCCCAGAGGCACCAAGAGGACAGCGCCCUCUCACAGGCAGCUCUGGGCCCCAGGCUCCCCUCCUCCCUCCUGAGGACAUCUGGAGGGCCCCCCAGUGGAGACGGGAUCUGCCGCCUGUCUGUCCAGCCAUGUGUGUGUGCAUGUGCCGAGGUGCGUCCCCUGUUGUGCCUGGUCCGUGCCACGCCCUUACACAUAUGUGUGUGUGUAUGUGUGUGUCUGUAGGUGCGCACUUACCUGCUUGAGCUUUCUGUGCAUGUGCAGGUCGGGGGUGUGGUUGUCAUGCCGUCUCUGCGUGCUGGUGCCUCUGUUCGGUAGUGAGCAGCGUCUGGUUUCCCUGGUGCCCUUCCCAGAGGUCUUACUCCCAGCCCCUCCCCGCCCCAGGAACCCCAUGCCGUGGUGGGGCUCCCUGCCCAGCAGGCUGCCCCACCCACCCCAUGUCAACACCUCCACUUCAGACUGUGGAACCAAAGCUGGCCCAGUUGUCCAUGUCAGGCGAGGCUUUUGGGUCCAAAUGUGAGGCGUGGGGGUGGGCGGGGAAAGAAUCUUGGCGGAAGUGUCAGGCGGUGCAGUUAGUGGCAGCCGUGGGAAAUGAGCCAGCCCAAGGGCAUGGUCCUCAGCAGCAGCAGGAAGGGCCAAGGGAUUUGAAGCCCAGAUCCUGGGACUCAGAUUGGAAUGUCACAUCUGUCUUUCAUAUCCCAGAUUCUGGAAACAGCAGUGUAUAUUUUUGGUGGUGAUGGGUUUAGGGUGGGGAAGGGAGAGGGGGGCAAGGAGUGGGGAGGGAGUCCGGGGUGGGAGGGAGGCAUCUGCAUGGGUCUUUUACUGGAUUAUCUGAUUACGGUGGAGGGAAGAUGUGAGACUUGCACCCACUUCAGGGGCCCUGUGAAAGGGAACAGCCCGAGCCAAAUCUCUUCUUUUAACCUGAGUAUAGUAUUUAAUGACGUCUAGAAGCACGGUUGUGGGUGGUGAUUUGCUCAGCAUAUCUUAGGUAUAUAAUAACUUUGAAGCCAUAACUUUUAAACUGGAGUGAUUUGGGUUGUUUGUUUCUUUUUUCCUUCCUCCUUUCUCUCUCCUCUCUUUCCUUUCUUUUACUUUCUUAAUUUUAUUGGAAGGGUCUGAAUUUUAACUUUUUUUAAUAUUAUUAAGUGUUUAUAAAAGGAAAACCAUCUCUAUGUGAUGAUUACCUCUCAAUCUCUUUGUUUUUAAAGAAAUUCCUACGAAACAACCACAAAAAAAAAAAAAAAA